AUGGCGGACGACGUGAGAUUGUUUUUAUUAAUUCUCUAAGGAUAAACCAAAACGGUUGUUUGUUAUUUAAAAGAGCGUUUACAUUCAGUUUCUCAACUAAAGCUCUUUGAUUAUUGCUCCAUAAUGGUAGAGAAGAAUUCGAAAGGGAAGAAGCGAAAAUGGGAACCAGUAGAAUUGGACGAUCCUUCGUUCUUUGCGGGCGAAAUGGAUGGAUUUGUGUCCCUUGAAGUCAUGGAAGAUUAUCAUCCAGAAGAGCUAGCAGGAAUUAGUGCAGGUGGACCAGCUCAAAAGAAGAAAAUAAAAGAACGGCCGCUGCAGGAGGAUAAUCUGGAACAAACAGUUACCACACCAUCCACACAACUUGAAAAAAGCACAAAGAAUGACCAACAGACAAAGGGAAAAAAGAAGAGGAAAAAGAAAAACAAGGCCCAAAGUAAAGCCCAGUCAGAAGAGCAAAACAGAGUAGAAAUGGUCACUGACAAUAGACUGGUGGAAGAUCCUCCAGAAGCCACAGAAACUGGUAAUGGAACAUCCAAGCUCAAGAAACCACUCCUGGCGUUGAUAAUGACACCAACCAGAGAAUUGGUUAUACAAAUAAAGAAUCAUCUUAAACAGGCUGCAAAACACACAUCUUUAGAGAUUGUUGCUGUGGUUGGAGGAAUGGCACCUCAAAAACAGCAGAGGCUUUUAAACAAGUGUCCUGAGAUAAUAGUAGCCACCCCGGGAAGACUGUGGGAUUUGAUUUCCGAGUGAUAAUGAUGAAGAUGAGGGAACUGCAAAGCGAAGACAUCUACAGAAGUUUAUAUUCUCUGCAACUUUAACUCUUCCAAAGUCGUUUAAGAGGAAAGGAAAGUAAAAGAAGAUCACAAGCGAAGAAGGCUUUGCAAUACUCUUUGCAUUUUACAUUUUUAAUGUCACCGAUGGACAAAGUUGGGCAGCAGAAGAACAGUUGUAAAAUUAUCGAUGUCACCAACAAGAGAGGAACCGUAGACAGAAGCAAAGAUCUCAUGUGUAAUUGAAGAGAAGGUUUGUAAUAGUUGAGCUGACAAGGAAGAGAAACACUUCAAGAUCCAGGAUACAAUUUUUAUUACUUUUUAUUGUUGGUUUGAGCCAAAUGCAUCGACACGUACACCGCACUGUCUAGGAACAUGAUCCAUGAAGGUGUACCAAGUGAAAUCGAAGGAGAACUACAAAACAUACAAUUUAAGCAAAGUGCGAGUGGCUUACUUCUGGCUACAGGUGUGGCCGCCAGAGGUUUGGACAUACCAGCUGUUGAGCAUGUAAUUCACUAUCAAGUUCCGAAGGACCUUGAUCUUUACAUUCACCGCAGUGGACGGACAGCUAGAGCAAGCAGGGAAGGUCUGAGUGUCGUUCUUGUUGGCCCAGAAGAAAUGGGAUCAUACAAGAAAAUUAUGAAGACGCUUAAUGGAGGUAAAAGGAAAUUCACUAAUGGCGAGUGUUGUAUGGUAAAUCUACUUACUUGAUCACUGAAUGAAGGACAGAUGAAUUAGAGCAACGAAAGGAGUCACUUGCCCAUAAAUAACAGUCUACAAUGCACACGGCAACACGCCGGAUAACCGGAAAUCAGAAGGUUGUCGAUGGUUAAAAGGUGUUGAUAGGCUUGUGCGAGUCCUGCCAUUCGCUUGCGCUUUUAAAUCUGCUAACCUGAAAGCUUAGCUGUUAUUAGGAUAUUAUUUAAUGACUUUUGUUUGCGAUGUGAUAAUAAAGAUUACUUUUAAGGUG
Messenger RNA from Pocillopora verrucosa, 1743 nucleotides. The record is from RefSeq and is a predicted model, not a curated record. NCBI's taxonomy places the organism in Eukaryota, Metazoa, Cnidaria, Anthozoa, Scleractinia, Pocilloporidae.